GCCUGCGCAGAUACCUGUUUAUAAAACGCCUAAGCUGAGCGAAGCAACCGUACGUCUCAUUGAUUCUGUGAAAUCUUGAGGGUGUGUGUAGUCAGACUUUUGCCAUGGUCCCGAUGCUGGCUCUGUCCAGAUGUUCGCCAGCUUUGAGGUGGACUCUUUCCCUGCGCUGCUCUGCCCUUUCUCUGGGGAGCGCUACCCUGAGCAGCCAGUCCUCCACCACAGCCAGGCCCCAGUUUCUAAGAACCCAGACUGCUCUGUUUCACGAAAGUAAAGCCAAAGCCAGUCCUGACCCAAACAAGCCGGCUUCAGUGUUGGCCUCUGGGUCCGGGCUGGAGGUGGAGCUGUUUGGGAUUGGGAUGUGGUCACUGGGUCUCGGUGCUGUUGGAGCUGCCCUAGCUGGGAUCUUCCUGGCCAACACUGAUAUGUGUCUACCUAAACCUGCCAUGGCAUCGCUGGAGUACCUGGAGGAUGCUGACCUGCGCUCCACCAUUGAUGAUAAUAAUGUUGUCAGAGCAAAGAGCCUGUGGGAGAGGAACGGAGCUGUGGUCAUGGCCGUACGACGACCUGGAUGAUUUUUGUGCAGAGAGGAGGCCUCUGAGCUGUCCUCUCUGAAGCCUCAGCUGGAAGAGCUCGGGGUCCCUCUGGUCGCUGUGGUGAAGGAGAACGUCGGCACAGAGAUCCAGGACUUCAGACCGCACUUCGCUGGGGACAUCUACAUAGAUGAAAAGAAACAUUUCUACGGCCCAUUGCAGAGGAGGAUGGGGGGUUUAGGUUUCAUUCGUCUUGGAGUGUGGCAGAAUUUCAUGCGGGCCUGGAGGUCUGGUUACCAGGGCAACAUGAACGGCGAGGGCUUCAUCCUCGGGGGAGUGUUUGUCAUCGGGCCAGGAGACCAGGGGAUUCUCCUGGAACACCGUGAGAAGGAGUUUGGUGACAAGGUGGACACUGCAGAUGUUUUAGAGGCCGUCAAGAAAAUUUCUCCAGUGAAAUAAGUUCUUUAGGUGUUAGAAAAGAGCAGGUACACUCUAUAUAAAUCAUUGCUAGAAUUAAGAAAUAAUUAACAUUUCUAAUUUGGCAUGCUGAGUUGUAAUCAAAAUAUGUCCAUCACUGAAAUACUGACAUUAUAUGACAUUUCCGUCUGUUUGUGUUGUGCAAUAUCACAAUUUUGUCUUUUGCACGUUAAUUUACUGUAGGUUACAAAAAUGGAGCUGUGAAAUGCAGGACAGAGACAAUAAUAUUACAGCAUUUGUCUCUGAGUAUUCCUCUUUACCUCUGCAGACACCCUAGAGAUUAGUUUCUUUUGAAACGGGUAUUAAAAACGGGUAGUAAGGGACUUAAAGGCAGCAUUUUCAUUCAGGUACAUCGAUCAUUAAAUUUAAGGUCAUAUGAAAUCUUCCCUCUAGACAAAAUUCAAUCUAAAGGCUGGAUUUCAUAUGAUUAAUAAUUAUAUUAACAUCUGUUAGUUGGUACACUUUUAAUAACGUUCCUGUGUGUCAUCUUUGUUUACAUCUCCUGGUCAGGCGCAUGAAUGAGCUUCUAACAUGGUAGACGAGUGUGUCUGUGGUCUGUGUGUGUGAUAAUGACAACCUGGCUCUAAACUCAACAGUGAGAGGAGCAGGUUUGAUGCUCAAACACACAACAGGUUCAGCCACUGUCGCCAUGCUGAGGAGUGUUUGUGGUGUCUGAAGCAGGUGUUGCUUUGGUGUGUGUGUGUGUGUGUGUGUGUGUGUGUGUGUUUGAAAGAGAGAGAUGGUUUGUACCUGUACAUGUGAAUGCUAGCUGCAGAAAAUAACAAUAAUAAAUAAGGAAGAACCUCAUCACCGCA
Messenger RNA from Seriola aureovittata, 1822 nucleotides. RefSeq names its product peroxiredoxin-like 2A. The record is from RefSeq and is a predicted model, not a curated record. The transcript is spliced from 7 exons. NCBI's taxonomy places the organism in Eukaryota, Metazoa, Chordata, Actinopteri, Carangiformes, Carangidae.